Molecule: messenger RNA, 381 nt
Organism: Gongylonema pulchrum
Lineage: Eukaryota; Metazoa; Nematoda; Chromadorea; Rhabditida; Gongylonematidae
Source: the annotation of a GenBank genome assembly
GAAGCUGAUCCGGAAAAGUCCAGUCCCUCGGAGAAAAUUUCUAAGCCAACGUUCCGUAAUUACGAGCCACAAUCCGAUAUUGCCAAUAAACGCGAUGACAUUGAUCUGUUUACUGUUGAAAAAGAGAUUGCUGAUCAGUUGGCUGAUACGGAAGAUAGCGGAGCUGUGGAACCAAUUGAUGUGAAAGCGCUCGCUCCGCGCAAAGUUGAUUGGGAUUUGAAACGCGACGUAGAAGAAAAGUUGAAAAAAUUGGAACGUCGAACGCAACGUGCAAUUGCUCAGCUGAUACGUGAACGCCUGAAAGCCGGCGAAACGGGAUUAGCUGAUGCUGUGAGCUCAGGGGCCUACAAUCAAAUACAGGAUGCUUUCGAUGAGGAUUGA